Scomber japonicus (chub mackerel) is the source of this 3445-nucleotide messenger RNA. RefSeq names its product GNAS complex locus (gene gnas). The record is from RefSeq and is a predicted model, not a curated record. The coding region runs from base 928 to 2067 and encodes 379 amino acids. Gene Ontology annotation, cellular component: heterotrimeric G-protein complex. Gene Ontology annotation, molecular function: G-protein beta/gamma-subunit complex binding; insulin-like growth factor receptor binding; mu-type opioid receptor binding. Gene Ontology annotation, biological process: sensory perception of chemical stimulus; adenylate cyclase-activating dopamine receptor signaling pathway. Lineage: Eukaryota; Metazoa; Chordata; Actinopteri; Scombriformes; Scombridae. The transcript is spliced from 12 exons.
ACACAGCGAGGAACAGCCAUCACAAAUAAGGAGGACAAAUCGGGGGGAUAGUGGAUCGUUUCGGAGUUGGAGGUGGUGGGGGAUCCAGCCGAGAAGACAGCCGCAGUGAGUUUGGAGCCGUUUUGAGCUGAUUCGAUGCGGAGAAUGAAAAGGAGCCGGAUGACGACGGAAGCAAUGAAAAUAUCACACAUGUAGCUCGUUUGGGUGUAAAUAUUAUUCUCCUUCCUCCUGUCCUGCUGGCCCCCCCGCCCCCCGACGAAGACAGCCUUUGGGGAGACAGAGAAAUAGAUAGAGAGUCAAAGUGUGCACCUAUGGAAAUGUUUAUGAUGAGAGGAGACGUGGAAACGAGCCGCGCCAUAGUACGGGCGAGCCUUUCGGACACGCCGAGUUGGGCUCCUUGUCACGGGCAGCAGUGAGACGCAAGACCCGGGCUUUUGGAGAUGCAAAUUAGGCUGUGUGUUCUGCCUCCGUUUGAGGUGAAACCCCGCUUUUUGGUAUCUUAACACACAUUGUGGAUUACAAAUUUUUACACAGCUGACUCGGGGGGACACAGAGUGGGAAAACAAAACAGUAAAACUACACUGCAUGUGAAGGAGGAAAAAAAAAAAGCCCAAAGCAGGAUUCAGCAAACUGAGAAGGCGGCCUCGGUGUCGUCAGCAACAGUAUCCUGCCCUUUCUCUGACAGCAAAAUACGCGUUAUGGACACAUAAUUUCUACCGUGCUGCACCACGGACAGUUUUGGAGCAGACCAGGGACGUGAAACGGUGUAAAUGUGGGUGACACUGCUACCAAAUUUCGUGGGUCAAACGAGGGAUCUAGACUAGUUUAUUUAUUUUUCUUUCUACAUAUCCCCCCCUCCACCUCCACUUCUUCUUCUUCUUCCUCCUCCUCCCCUGGACCCCCUUUUUUCUUUUUUCUUGCGGGAAGAUGGGUUGUUUGGGCAACAGUAAGACCGAAGACCAGAGAAAUGAGGAGAAGGCACAAAGAGAAGCAAACAAAAAGAUAGAGAAGCAGCUCCAAAAAGACAAACAAAUAUACAGAGCAACACACAGGCUACUACUUUUAGGAGCUGGUGAGUCAGGAAAGAGCACCAUAGUGAAACAGAUGAGGAUCCUACAUGUCAACGGCUUCAAUGCAGAAGAGAAGAAGCAGAAAAUUAAUGACAUCAAGAAUAAUAUUAAAGAAGCUAUUGAGACCAUAGUUACAGCUAUGAGCACCCUGACACCACCGGUGCAGUUAGCGUGUCCACAGAACCAGUACCGCCUCGAAUAUGUCCUCAACCUCGUCAGCCAGAAGGACUUUGAGUUUCCAUCUGAGUUUUACGACCAUGCAAAGACACUGUGGCUGGACGAGGGAGUCAAAGCGUGCUAUGAGAGAUCCAACGAGUACCAGCUAAUCGACUGUGCACAAUACUUUCUAGACAAGAUUGAAAUUGUGAAGCAGAGUGACUACACUCCGACAGAUCAGGAUUUGCUGCGGUGCAGAGUACUGACUUCAGGGAUCUUCGAGACAAGAUUCCAAGUGGACAAAGUUAAUUUCCAUAUGUUCGAUGUCGGUGGUCAAAGAGACGAACGCCGGAAAUGGAUUCAGUGCUUUAACGAUGUAACGGCCAUCAUCUUUGUGGUGGCCAGUAGCAGUUACAACAUGGUGAUCAGAGAGGACAAUCAGACCAACCGUUUACAGGAGGCCCUCAACCUCUUCAAGAACAUCUGGAACAACAGGUGGCUGCGGACCAUUUCUGUCAUCUUGUUCCUAAAUAAACAGGACCUGCUAGCGGAGAAGGUGUUAGCAGGGAAGUCCAAAAUUGAGGAAUACUUUCCUGAAUUUGCUCGCUACACCACACCUGACGAUGCGACACCAGAGCCUGGAGAGGAUCCACGUGUUACAAGAGCAAAGUACUUCAUAAGAGAUGAAUUCCUGAGGAUCAGCACAGCAAGCGGGGACGGGAGGCACUACUGUUACCCCCACUUCACCUGUGCUGUUGACACGGAAAACAUCCGCCGUGUCUUCAACGACUGUCGAGACAUCAUCCAGAGGAUGCACCUGCGACAGUAUGAGCUGUUGUGAUGGGAGAAGAAAGGUGUUCGGCCAAAAAAAAAAACGCAAAAACAGAUCGGACAAUGAAACACCCUGAACCCUGAGUCUCCGAACUCCCCUCUCUUCCAAAGAGGUGUGCGAGCUCUUGUGAAGGCCAAAAGACACACACAUACACACACGUACACACACUUACAUGAAACACACUCUGAAGCCAGAACUUCCCCUGAUGCAAACUCCCUACCUGCAGUAGAUCUUUUGAUGGAUGAAGGGUAACACAAGAACUCUAGGACUCUGAUCUCCAACACCACUUUCAGCCAUACUCCCAGCUCCUCGCCUCUCGAACAUCAUGCAUUGUCCCCGCACACGUAACCUUCACCUUCCCUAAAGUCUGGACUGUAUCUCCUGCAAUGAGGAAGGUUCGAGCUGCGGUCGAGAUGGAAGUGCAACUUGGAAAGAGAUAAAUGUUGAAUUACUGCAAAUAGAGAAUAAACGCGUCACAACAGAUCAACUGAACACUGUAUCUAAUGAAAACACAAGCACUGUGCUCAGGACUCGACACUGAUCCUUCCGAUCACUUACAUACAUCCACAAAUACAACCAACGGGAUCUGCUUGCACACAGAAAAACGCAUCACACCUGCUUUUUACUGGACUGCAUAACCGGGGCGGAUCCAGAAACAUACUGAUCCGCCUACUGUAGCAGCAGCCGACAAGUGACCUGCUCACUGAGCUGUCGGCUGGUAUUUUUUGCCAUCACAGUGCUUUGAAAUUAAACAGACUGAGCGACUGCGCAGCUGAGCCCCAAGGAGCAGUGUUACCACAUUGACGGACUAAAACGGACCAGGCUGCAGGGGGGGGCGGGUUCACAAAAAAACAGGACAGAGCUGACUCCGAUGUGAAUUUCUCUGCUGGAGUUUCGGACACAUUCGAGAGGGACGACGAUGACGACGAUCCCUCGACUCCUCCACAGAACAGUUUUGCCACCUGACUUUGCCUCGUUGAUAGUGGAGCAAAACGUGAGGAGGAUAUAUUGAGUUUAAAACAAAAAAGAAACAAAAAACAUAAUGCCAACUUUUAUGGAACUUAACAAACGGAGGGCAAAAAAAGCAUCCGUCUACAGUACAGUACCAUAUAAGUUAAAGAGAACUCUCAUCUUGUCAUGAUUGACCCUGUUUUACUGUCUUCACAGCUGUUUUUGUCUGUGUGGACUUUUGUGCCAUUGUGCCCUGUGCGCUUUCUUUAUCUUUACUCUUCCUGUCUCUUGUCAUUCUCUCCCUGUUCUUUCUCCUCUGCCGUUUCUACUCACUUCUCCCUCUCUUCCUCUCUCUCUCCUCCUUCACUCCUCCGCCACCUCCCCAUCUGCACUUUUACUUUACAGGCAGUGCUCUUUUUUUGUUGUUGUUUUUUUU